AUGGAAAAAAUCGCUGCACAACCGUGGCAGCAGUUUCAUAGAUGCGCCGGUACGAUCAUCGACAAGGUCUGGAUAUUGACAACUCAAGAAUGCGUGCCGGGGGAUGGAAUGCCGAACCUGCGGAGUUCGUUAGUCGUAGUUGCCGGUGUGACAGACCUACGUGCGGCAUCCCUCCUCAAGCAAGUGCGAGAAAUCGCCGAGUCGUUUGUCCACGAUGGUGUGGCAUUGGUGCGGCUGAAACAGCCGCUUGAUUUUGGGAAAAGCGUAAACGUCGUCAUCCUGCCGAGCUCUUCCGAAAAAAUGCUUCGCGAUCCGAAGAUGAUGAAGGCGCUGGGUUUUGGGCAGCCCGAAAAAUCUGUCGAACGCCUCCGUAUCAUUACCGUCAAUGAAGACAAAAAGCACUGCGACGGUGCCGAUCACGUGUUGAACUGCUGGACGGUCAGUCAACCCGGCAUGUGCUUGCAAGAUGACGGCGGCCCUCUGAUGUACCCAUCGCUGACCGGUGAUGUGAAAAUCGUGUACGUUCAGCUCGGGAUCAACAUGUACGCUGGGGACGGCCCUUGCGAUAAACCCGGAGACAAUGCGAUAUUUUUGCGCGUCUCGGAGUAUUGCCAAUGGAUCGAGACAACGGUUGGCCGGAAGGUGUGCCGAGAAUUGGACACCCUU
Mesorhabditis spiculigera is the source of this 666-nucleotide messenger RNA. NCBI's taxonomy places the organism in Eukaryota, Metazoa, Nematoda, Chromadorea, Rhabditida, Rhabditidae. The record is from the annotation of a GenBank genome assembly.